AUGUCGGACGUACUUGUCUAUUCGGGGCCGGGCGUUUCCACUUCGGCACUGCACCAUACGCUCAAGACGCUCCGUACGCUUCUCACUACAUACGACGUCAAGACGGUGGAUGCCAAAACGCUAGCACUCGAUCCAUGGCAGAAGGGAACCGCACUCGUCGUUCUUCCUGGUGGUCGCGAUUUGCCGUAUGUCUCUGAACUGGCUCGACCGUUCACCCGAAAUAUUGACGACAAUAUCGCACCUUCGAGUGCGCCCGAGCGAACCGCCUCGCGCCAACUACGCAAUUAUGUCGAGUCGGGCGGCAACUUUGUGGGAAUUUGUGCAGGUGCCUACUACGCAUCGAGCCACUGCACCUUCGAAAAGGGUACCGACAUGGAGGUGGACGGAGAGCGGCCGUUUCUGCGCUUUUUCCCGGGGACGUGCCAAGGGACAGUAUAUCCUGGCUUUGUGUAUGAGUCGGACAAAGGAGCUCGAAUCGUUGAUAUCGAGCGUGUGACGGGCCACAGCCAAAAGGAUCAAUGGAGAUGCCACUACAACGGUGGCGGCGCGUUUAUGAAUGCAGACACGUGGGCCGAACGUGGCGUAGAAGUGUUGGCUUGCUACACUAAGGCUCAAACGGAUGAUCUUCUACUUGAUAUUGACUUGAACGGCGGAACAGCUUGGAAACGACCAAACUACGACGGCCAAGCGGCAGUCGUGCUCUGCUCGGUAGGACUGGGCAAGGCUCUGUUGUUCGGGACACACCCCGAGUUCCCACUUCUGGCGACCUCAACACCGGUGCUGCUGGCAGAAAACGGCCAGGUUGAUGCGCAGGAACACAAAGACCACAAAGAACGAGCCAGACAACUGCGGCUGCACGAACAGCGCCGUCUGCAAUGGCUGCACGAGCUGUUCACCCAGCGGCUCGGACUGCGCUCGGAACUGCCACAGUGGGCUGCAUCUGCAGCAGUGUCGGCCGCAGGAGAUGCUGCUGCUGGCAACACAAUCGCGGCUGGCACAGCCAUCGAGACAGACGAACCCAAGCUGCAACCCAUCUUCCUUGCUCUGAUCGGCAAGGAUUUGCAGGGGCUCACCGACGACAUUGUGCGAAAGCUUGCUGCAGAACGAUCAACCAGUGCCACGCCACACAUUCAAGGUUACAACGACUGCUCCGCGCUCAAAAACGCAACGUUUGCGAGCAUCAAGGACUCGAACGACGUCAUACACUUUUCAGUGGCAGAUGCGAAAAGCAUCCUAGAGGCUCAGAAGCUGUGUUCGUCCGCCGACUACGAUGCUUUCUCCAAACCCGUCGUGCCCGCUCCAGUUUCUGAUGAGGCGGCUGCGCAAGAUUUGCCGACGCAGGACAAGGAGGUAGACCUGGACUUGGUGCCAAAGUACGUGCUGGUCUGUAAGCCAGCGCGACCCUCUGUCGACAUGGUUGCCUACUGGAACAUUUGCGAGUACGAAAAGCAUCUGCUGCACUUUCGUGAGGUGAAUCUGCAGAGGGAGCGCAGCAAGGAGCAGGGACACUGGUCCACGUGGCGUGCGCCGUUCGACCCGUUCCAUCCGUUUGGCGCCUCUAGCGGCGGCUUUUCAGGUGUCGAGUAUCAAUUCGGCACGCCAAUGCUGUAUACGCAGAUGGUGACUUCGACACAAACGAUGCUCGACAGGAACAUCCGUUUGCUCUCUGCUUUACCGGUUGGAACGACCUUCUUCGCAACGCAGCAGAUGAGUGGUCGAGGACGUGGAGGUAACCGAUGGAUCUCACCCAAGGGCUGCCUUCAGUUCUCCGCCGUGUUCCGUGUUCCGGUCUCGAUGGCAAGCAAGACCGUCUUUCUGCAGUACCUUUCCGGUCUAGCUGUCGUCGAAGGCAUUCGCAUCGCGCUGGGCGACAGUGAAGCGGGUCGAGCGGUAGCGCAGAAAGUACGCAUCAAGUGGCCGAACGACAUCUAUGCCGAGAUUCCUCGCGUUGACUCGGAUGCUUCCCUGGCGACGGGCGCGAGUGCAAGAGCCAAGACGGCCACGUUUGAGUUGGGCGGUAAACGAUAUGCGAAACUCGGCGGUAUCCUGGUCAAUUCGCAGUUCAGCGGUGGUAAUGAGUUUGUCCUCGUUUCUGGUUGCGGUGUCAACUGUCUCAACGCUCGGCCUACUACGUCUGUCUCUGAUCUGAUUUCGAUCCACAAUCGAGCUAUGACGGCGUCCAACGCUGAGCCGUCCACGUUGCUUGCGCCCAUAACACAAGAGAAACUGGCCGGGGCAAUCCUGUCAACGUUUGAUUCGAUCUGGAAGACGUUCAUGCAACACGAGGGCGAUUUCAGACCGUUCGUCGACAAGUACAGGCAAGUGUGGCUGCACAGCGAUCAGGAGACGACGUUGACGUCAGACGCUAUUCGAGCUAGCGCCACGGAAGCCGAGGAAGAAAACGUUAGGAUCGUAGGUAUUUCGUCCGACUUUGGACUGUUGCAGGCGGUGCCGAGGAGCUCGAAUGUGUUUAGCAACGAUGCGAGGGCGUGGAGCGAUACGAAGGAAUCGAAAAUGGGAGGGAUCAUCCAAUUGCAACCUGACGGCAAUUCGUUUGAUAUGCUACAGAACUUGGUCAAGCGAAAGGCCUAG
Messenger RNA from Mycosarcoma maydis (corn smut), 2592 nucleotides. Its product is annotated as biotin--[acetyl-CoA-carboxylase] ligase BPL1. Gene Ontology annotation, cellular component: cytoplasm. The record is from RefSeq and is a predicted model, not a curated record. Gene Ontology annotation, biological process: protein modification process. Gene Ontology annotation, molecular function: biotin--[biotin carboxyl-carrier protein] ligase activity. Bases 1 to 2592 code for a protein of 863 amino acids. NCBI's taxonomy places the organism in Eukaryota, Fungi, Basidiomycota, Ustilaginomycetes, Ustilaginales. The transcript has a single exon.